Molecule: messenger RNA, 629 nt
Organism: Aspergillus versicolor CBS 583.65
Lineage: Eukaryota; Fungi; Ascomycota; Eurotiomycetes; Eurotiales; Aspergillaceae
Exons: 1
Coding region: 255-500 (81 amino acids)
Source: RefSeq, a predicted model, not a curated record
UCAUAACUCCGAGUUCGGAUGCCAGAGUGGACAGCCGCUCAGCCUCUCACCAACGCCAUCUUACAUGUCAGAAUCGUUGUUCCAAUGGGCGACUAUUGGAGGGUCGGAGAUGGGAACCUUGGUAACUUGGUAUUUCUCAUCUCUGGCCUCGGCUGCUGCUCGAAAUGGCAGUGCCUACAAAAUGGGCCUCUUCUUACGUAUGGAUGUAUGCCCGUUCGUUCUGCAUAUAUUAGUGGGACCUGCUUAGCGUGGACAUGUCUGUCCUCCUAUACGUCGCUAUUUUCUACGCCUUGCGUGGGAUCCUAUUUUGGUUCUCUGUUGAAGUUGGUGCAAGUUGCACAUUGCCACCACUUGCUGUCUGUGCGGCUGAAAGUUGGAGAAUAUCAUUGAAGGCGAGAACAGGUUACUUUCUCCGAGUCUUCCACUCAGAGAUGCCUUCAUAUAGCUAUGACGUGAUUGCCAACGGCCUUGGUCGGUGUGCUGGCAUUUUGGCCCCCUGAUCGCUCCACCGGUUUGGAAGGCGGCGGAAGGUUGCUCGGAGCCUGCGAGGCUGCAAGCGUGGCUAUGUGCUUAUGUGGGUUGAUAUUUUCUCCUCUCGACUUUUUUUUUUUAUUUAUUUUCACCUUGCC